ACCUUCUACUACUUUAAUUUCCUUCUUCCAAGUUACACAUAGAAGUUCAUAAGCUUCUUACUAUUUUCCUUAACACAAUGAAGCCAUUGUCGCGGGCAUUAGAAAUCACGGUGAUAUCCGGGGAGAAUCUCCGAGAGAGCCGGACGCAAUGGGUGAAGAAGAACGUUUUCGUAAAUAUCAAAACAGAGUCGAGCAGCAACAUUCAAACAACAAGGAUGGAUAAAGAAGGUGGAAGUUUUCCUGUGUGGAACGAGAAAUUGAUCGUUGAUAUGCCCAUGCAUGCUCGUUAUCUGACGGUGGAGGUUCAAUGCAAGACUUCUUCAGGUAUCAAAACAAUUGGAAUUGCAAGAGUUCCGACGUCGGAUUUCAUUGGUGGAUACUUGCCGGAAAAUUAUCUGCACUUGUUGAGUUAUAGGCUUAGGGAUGAAAAGGGUGAGAAGAACGGGAUUAUCAAUUUCUCCGUCAAGGUCAAGAAUGUACAGCCGUACAGUAGUACCGGUUGCGCCACUGCUUAUUCGCAGCAGUGGACGGCAGCUCCGGUGGCUAUGGGAAGUAAUGCUUCUGGUGGGGUUGUGACGGGUAUUCCCGUUUAUCCUAGUAGUUACAAUUAGGUUUAAUUUGUAUCGAUCGGAGAACUUUAAUUCUUUCUUUUAUUUCUUUUAAUUGGUCGAAUUUGAAUUUGUAUAUAUAUACAUGUUUUAGAUGAAUUUGAUUUCCAAGAUAGGAUGCAAAUAUUUUUUUUA
Nicotiana tabacum (common tobacco) is the source of this 743-nucleotide messenger RNA. Its product is annotated as BON1-associated protein 2-like. The record is from RefSeq and is a predicted model, not a curated record. NCBI's taxonomy places the organism in Eukaryota, Viridiplantae, Streptophyta, Magnoliopsida, Solanales, Solanaceae. Gene Ontology annotation, biological process: defense response.